Molecule: messenger RNA, 1962 nt
Organism: Trichoplusia ni (cabbage looper)
Lineage: Eukaryota; Metazoa; Arthropoda; Insecta; Lepidoptera; Noctuidae
Gene: Ssadh
Product: succinate semialdehyde dehydrogenase
Exons: 1
Coding region: 219-1739 (506 amino acids)
Molecular function (GO): succinate-semialdehyde dehydrogenase (NAD+) activity
Source: RefSeq, a predicted model, not a curated record
GCAGUGAUAUGAAGUAUAUGAACACGAUUAAAUAAUUGAACUGUUGCUUGAAAUACGCGUUGUCACUCAUAAUUGUUUGAUAAAUUUGUUUGUUACGGCUACGGUCGUAUAUAUGCAAUAAACAUACUCGAGGUCAUUGAUAAAAAGUGUGUAGGCGACAGUGAGAUAAUAACUACGAAUAAAUAUUAAAUCGACAUUCGCAAAACUUCAUUAGAAGUAUGAAUAUCGUACGUGCCGGUGUCUCUAAAAAUAUUAAAAUCUUCAUGACUCAAUACAGACAAAUGAAUUUGCUCAGAAGUCAAGCUUAUGUCGAUGGACACUGGGUGACUUCGAGAAGUGGAGGCGAGUUCCCGGUGUACAAUCCCGCUGAUGACUCUGUCAUUCAAAAUGUACCGGAUAUGGACGAACACGACGCUGAACGAGCAGUCCAGGUAGCCGCCGACGCAUUCCAGACUUGGAAACAUAUCUCAGCCAAAGAGCGGUCAAAGAUAAUCAGGAAUUGGUUUGAUACUUGUGAGCGACAUGCAAAUGAUUUAGCAGAAAUAAUAACUGCUGAGAGUGGGAAACCCUUAAGUGAAGCAAAAGGUGAAGUUGCCUAUGGUAAUUCAUUUUUGGAUUGGUUUGCUAAUUGUGCUCGCCACCUCAAUGGAGAAGUCAUCCCAAGUCCUUGGCCCAACAAGCAGAUAUUGCUCACAAGACAGCCGAUAGGUGUUGUGUCUGUUAUAACACCAUGGAAUUUCCCUUAUGCCAUGAUUACUAGAAAAGUAGGAGCUUUGAUGGCGGCUGGGUGCACAUGUGUAAUAAAGCCAUCUGAAGACACACCCUUAUCAGCUCUUGCGGCCGUGGAACUGGCUGAGCAAGCUGGUGUGCCAAAAGGAGUUAUCAAUAUUAUCACAUGCAAUAGAAAUAAUACUCCUGCAGUUGGGAAAGUUUUAUGUGAAAACCCUAAUGUUGCUUGCAUUUCUUUCACGGGUUCUACUCAUGUUGGUAAAUUAUUAUAUGGAAUGGCAGCAAAGGGCAUUAAGAGAGUGUCUCUUGAACUGGGCGGGAAUGCUCCAUUUAUUGUAUUUCCCAGUGCUAAUAUUGAGCGAGCUCUGGAUCAUGCAAUGCUAGCGAAGUUUAGAAACAAUGGACAGGCUUGUGUUGGGGCCAAUAGAUUCUUGAUACAUGAAGCUAUAUAUCAUGAGUUUGUUGAAGGGUUUAAAGCUCGAAUUAGAUCUAAGUGUAUAUUGGGACCUGGCACAAAGGAUGGAGUUACUUGUGGCCCUCUUGUUAAUAUGGAGCAAACCAAGAAGGUGGCUGGUUUAGUUGAUGAUGCAGUAAAGAAAGGAGCACAACCAUUAAUUGGUGGCAAGAUUGCUGCUGAGCUUGGUAACAAGUUCUUUGAGUCCACAUUGCUGGUUAAUGUUACACCAGACAUGAAAGUAUUUAAUGAAGAAAUAUUUGGCCCAGUUGCUUCUGUUGUUAAAAUAAGCAGUGAGGAUGAAGCAUUGAAAAUAGCUAACAGCACUAAAAGUGGUCUCGCUGCAUAUGUUUUUACCACAGAUCUUGGACAAGCCUUUAGAAUGUCUAGAGAACUAGAAUUUGGUAUGGUGGCCAUAAAUGAUGGAAUUUUGUCAGCAGCAGAACCAGCAUUUGGAGGUAUCAAAGAAUCCGGUAUUGGAAGGGAGGGCAGCCUCCAUGGUGCUCUAGAGUAUACAGAGAUUAAAUAUACUCUGAUGUCAGGCUUAGAAGAUUGAAUAUGAAGCUAUGAUGAAUUGCAUGGAAAUGUAAAACUAAGUACAUAUCUAGAAUGCCAUAAUCAACUUUUAAUAUGUAAACAUUGUAAACUAAUUGUAGGUUUAGUGAAAAUUGCAUUUAAACAUAGAAUUUAAUGUUAUACCUAUACAUUUUAGAGUUGGAAGCUGUUGGUUGUAUAAGAUGUAAAAAGAUUUUAUAUGUAUUUAUUUAGCUGGUGCCAAA